Pocillopora meandrina is the source of this 950-nucleotide messenger RNA. NCBI's taxonomy places the organism in Eukaryota, Metazoa, Cnidaria, Anthozoa, Scleractinia, Pocilloporidae. The record is from the annotation of a GenBank genome assembly.
AUGAAAAGUAACAGUUUGCCGGGAAGGGGGGGAAGGGGCGUGCUGCUCGAAUGAUUUACAAGUGAGAUUGUUUGUUGUUGUUUUUUAGCAUGAGAGAGGAAUACGGACUACCUCAAAGUGCUUUUAAAUCUGUUAUGAGCUAUACUACGCAAAUCUGCCAGGACAAUAUGUUGUUAGCUGGCCAAAGAGUCAAGAGGAAAUUGGAAAACAGAAUUGAUAUUAGUGACUGUUUGGACUUAAGUGAUUUCCCCCCAUUUAAACGCUGCCACAGCGGUUGGUUAAGAAAUCAAUUUAUCAACCAACACUUCAAUGUUGUGGUAUGUACUUUUGAGGACUAAUUAAGAGUAAUUAAUAGUUAGCACUCUCUGCUUGCCUCCUAAAUAUUCAGCAAACUGUUUGUUUUUGAGACCUUUGUUGCUUUAAAAAAAGUAAUGGUCAUUCUGUUUAUUAUUUAUACAUGUAUUUUCCACAUCCAAGAGUACUCUCAUUGGUAUAUAGGUCAUUAAAUACAAAACAUUAUUGAGAACUAUUAAAAAUGGAGAACAAGAAACUGAAGGGAGACAGUUAUGGAAAAAAAUAUGAAAGAAUGAGCAUUGAAAUGCGAUGAGUUUCUCAGUUCUAAAAAUAUAAAUGACCUGGAAUGAUUUUCAUCAUCUAUUUUGUUGUAGCAACCAGUACAGAGGACUCUUGGAACAACACUUUCAAGGACCAGAGGACAUGGCAGAAAAAAGAAUCAUCAGUUGUUGAAGAAGCACACCUAUUGUUUUAUUCCUCUCAUUAAGAACUUGGAAGCUUUAUUGUCUGAUAAAGAGUUGAGAAAAGCACUGUUGCAGUCUAACUGUAAUCGAUCUGAUAGCAAACUGGAAUUUCUUCAGGAUGGUGUAGUCUUAUCCAAUCACCCUCUCUUUGCUAUUGAUGGAAACACAUUAUCCUGUAUAGUGAUGAAAUAG